AUGGCGGCCAUGGAAAUCGCUCGCUCGCUUUCGAACUCGCUGCUUCCUACCCCACCCGGUUCUGCCACGGCGGAAUCGUUUCGCAGCAAAGCAGCAUCUCCAGACCCCCAUUACAGACUAUCCAGACUAAACUCCCCACCGUCAACACCAGCUUUACGCUCCCCAUCGCUCAUGUCCCGCUCUGUCUCAGGUGGUUUCACUUUCAAGAAGGAGAAGGACCGCGAGCCGACACCGGAGAAGAUGGACGAGCGGCCUCCCAGCCGCUCGUUGUUCAACCUACGAAAGAAGAGUUCCCUGGCUUCAAUGGCCUCCAAUCGCGUCGAUGACCCCAACUGGUCGCGUUCGUCAAGCGGAGGAAAGUCCGCUUCCUCUGUCUCGUCAAUUAGUGAGACCCCACUCCGCACCCCUACCUUCCCUUUGCCACCCGUCAACAACGACAAAAGCCGUCAGCAGUUCCAACACAAGGACCAUUGGCGGGUGCAGCGCAGGGUCAAGCUCCAACCAUAUCCCGAUGCGCCGUAUAUGCAGUCGUUUGAGUCGGUUGUCCUGGACAGUGAACGAUACACGCACCAACUCAUUCGUCGACUUCUUCCUGACGCAUCGCCGACUUUCCACCAGUACAAGGACCCUCCACAGAGUGUCUUAGAACUCGGAUGUGGCAUUGGUGCAUGGCUUCAGGACGCUGCUCGUUUGUGGCCGUCAACGCAGUUCGUUGGAUUUGACCUUGUCAAUAUCGCAUUCCCAACUCUGACCGACGGAUCAUUGCCUAAUGUCAGUCUCCAGCUCGGCGACUUUCUCAACUACGCUCUUCCCUUUGGAAAGAACACCUUCGACCUGGUCCGAAUGGCUAAUCUUGGAUUGUGUGUGCCCUUUGACAAGUGGGACGAUGUGUUGCGGGAGGUGCACCGUGUCUUGGUUCCGGGAGGUCGUGUGGAGCUUAUUGAUGACCAAACAAUAUUUCCCUACGGAGAUGCGCCAGCAGAGGAGUCUCCGGAGGCAACCGUGAGCCAUCUGGCGACCCCGACUGCGCCAACCGUUUCCGCAAGCACUCCAACGCCACGUCCUAGAAUAACAGCGGAUUCUUCAACGUUCUUCGACUCCGACUCCGAUGACGAUAGUGACGAAAGCAAACUGGACUCGAGCAUGACAUCUAGUUCGGAUUCUGCGUCAGAGCGAUCGUCUUUCACUGACACAGCAUCCACUCUUGUCGGCGAAGCAUCCGAGCGCGGGUCUGUCGAGCUCAAAAAGCUUUCGUCGGACUUCAGCGCUCCUCCCCAACUCGAAUUCGAAGCUACUCACCGACCGUUCAGCGGCGUUGACCAUCUCAUUAUCUCUAUUCCGCCUCCUGCUCCUCUGGCCACUGUCGAAAUUGGGCCAGGUCCUAUGACACCAGUUCCCCAUACGCGUGCUGGGGUCCCUAACUCUCCACCGUUGUCUGCCGCAACACUUGAUGCGAUUUCCGAUGUAUCGGCCCCGCCCACGCCAAGCACAGGUCCCACAGAGCUUGCUGAUGAAGCAUCAGCAGGGCCAUGGUCUAGCCAGAAGUCGGCUGCUCGCGAUCUUGAACGCGUUUUCCAACGGAUGCUGGGAACGCACUUCAAAGUUCAUACUAGGCCUUCCGAAAUCUACCAUUCGACUCUGACCAAGGUGUUCGCCACUGUUGAUCUCCCUGCAGCUAUGCAUUUGAAAUUGGCGCCUCUGGAUGCUCCUUCUCGGCAAGACCUUGUUCACCAAGGGGUCCCUGAACGACGAAAGAAAAACCGACUCAGCAUGGCGCUUCCGCCCACCAAAGAAUUCGAGCCGGAAACUCCCAUUCCUACUGGUCUGAGUGCCAAAGCAGCUGAAAGACUUGGUAUAGCGGGGGGCGGACCUGGCGCGGGCCCUCCACCACCGACACUUCGUCGCCAACCAACAAAGUCAACGUUGAGUGGAACCCCAGAAGAAAGUGAUGAGGACGAUUUUGACGAGGACGAUGAUGACUUGGACGACGAAUUCUUUUCGGAUUCGGACGACGAUGAAGCUCCACCAACACGUCCUGAGCGCGGAGCUUCUGAUUGGGUUGCACCAAGUGAAUGGGAUGCGCCGCCAGAGAGGACUCCUACUCUGCCACGAAUGGCAAGUUCGUCAAUGUUGGCUUCUUCCAGCAGCAAAACCAUCACACCGUCGAUUAGCUCCAAGACCAUCACGUCCUCGAAAACCAUCAAGAUAUUGGCAGCAGCGCCACCCACUCAUACACGAAACGGUUCUGCAGCCUCUACGGCCUCUGCUCUGUCGACUGCAUCAGCAGGCUCGAAUGUCUCAAACGGUGCUUACGUCGAGUCGGCUCUUGGUCCCCAGAAGUAUGCUGAAAAGCGUGUCCAACAUCCUGGUCUGAUUUUGUGGCCAUCAACAUUCAUCCCGAUGGCACCACAAGAGCUCGAGUACCACUCCACCAAACACAUCCAAACGCUGCUUGGUUGCAAGCCUGCUCUCGCUCAAUACGUCGCCAUGUUCACGGACUCUGCGACGGGAAAGCGGUUCCUGUCGGAGGAGGAGUUCGAGCAAGCGUUGUGGGACUAUGAAAGCUUCAUACGACCACGAUUCAACUGGCCGCAACUUGCUGAAGCCCGGAUGGAGGACGACGACGGCGAAUUGUCCCUUACAACACCCGCUUCGGCGAAUUUCCAGCAAGUUCCCCGUCCCGUUAUAGACUUGCAAGGACGCGUUACAAUGCCGUUUGGGCCACAGGAGCUCACCCAUGUGCGAACAUUCCGCAUCUACGGCGCGGCCAAGGCUGGCGGCAAGGCCCUUGCAUAG
Mycena indigotica is the source of this 2796-nucleotide messenger RNA. RefSeq names its product Methyltransf-25 domain-containing protein. The record is from RefSeq and is a predicted model, not a curated record. The transcript is spliced from 3 exons. Lineage: Eukaryota; Fungi; Basidiomycota; Agaricomycetes; Agaricales; Mycenaceae. The coding region runs from base 1 to 2796 and encodes 931 amino acids. Gene Ontology annotation, molecular function: methyltransferase activity.